CCUGGCUCAGGGCGGGCCGUGCGGGGGUCUCAGGGCGGGUGACGUCACCAGAGCCGCCUGCCUUCCCUCGCGCUGAGCAUUGGCGGGAGAGCGAGAGACGCUGCAGGCCGUGGGACGAUACCAUGCUGCGCUCAGAGGCGGGGCUGCCGGUGCCGGGCUCGGUGCUGGGACUGCGGGUGACGGCGGUGUGGAGCGACUCAGAGGCCCUGCUGGUGAGAGUGUGGGGGAGAGCCGGGGAGCGGGCGGAGGAGGAGCACCGGUGGCUGCGGCAGGAGAUCCGGGCGGUGGUAGCGGCGGCGGGUGAGGAGCGGGUGUGCGCCCCGGCUGUCGGGCAGUACUGCCUGGUGCAGGAGGAGGAGGCGGCCGGGGACUGGCUGCGGUGUAAGGUGACCCAGCGCCUGGGCCCAGAGUACAGAGUCUACCUGCUGGACCGGGGGGGCCAAGCCACAGCCCUCCCCAACACCCUGCGCCCGGCCCCGUCCUCCCUGUUCCACCUCCCCCCUCAGGCCCUGGGCUGUGUCCUGGCAAACCUGGUGCCCCUGGAGCAGAAGGGUUGGAGCACCCUGGCCCUCUGCCAUCUCCACUCCCUGCUGGGCCAGGAGGUGAAGGGGUUAGUUAAGGAUCUCCUCCUUCCCCUAGGCAUAGUUAUCCUGGACCUGCCGGCCGUCAGCAAGUAUCUUCUGGACUUAGGCCUGGCAAAGUCCCUCCCGGACGCCCUGUUUCGCGUCCUGGUUGACCGCAGUCUCGCCGAGGCGGGUUGCAGUGCCCACUGGCCAGAGAACACUGAGACCCACCAGCCAUCAGGCAACAAUAUGAGCAUCCUGAGACAGGCAGUCCCCUGGCAAAGCAUGGACUACUUCUACCCGCAACUCCAGAUUGGCGUUACGGAGCCGGUGGUGGUGACACAGGUCUCUGACCCGCAGCACAUCUUCUGCCAGCUCAGGAGCCUGUCGCAUGAAGUCCAAAGGCUCGCCGAGGCCAUGGAUCACUUCUACGAGAGUCCAAACGCCUGCGGAGACGCCAAGAUUCAGCAGCCUUUCCCCCUGGGUCGGCCGUGCGCAUCCCGUGGCACAGAUGGACACUGGUACCGCUCACUUCUGCAGGAAAUAAUCCCGGGUAAACAGAUGGCCACGGUAAUCCACGUCGACUGGGGGCGCAGAGAUGUCGUCCCCCUGACCAACUUGCGAAACCUUGCACCAGACUUCUUCCGCAUGCCAGUGGUCACCUUCCGCUGCUCUCUGUACGGAGUCUCCGAUAACUGGGACCCGCCGCUGCUCUUUGAACUCCGCUCUUUUCUGUAUGAAAAGCAUGUCAUUGCUAAAAUCGAGUUCUUCAACACCUAUGAACACCUGUACGUUAUCACCUUGUUUGCCGAGAACGGACUCAACAUAAACUGCUUGUAUGGCAUGCGAGCGCAAAACAUGAAGGUUUACCAGGGGAAACCAGCUAUUACCACAGAGCCUGCUCUUUGUGCUAAAGAUGAUGUCAAGAAUGAUACUCCAAAGGCGCCUCAGCAAAAUUUUUAUGUCCCAGAAUUCCCCACUGUGGAGCUAAAGAUAGGUGCUUUUUAUGACGCGAUGGUGGACUUCGUCAUUGAUCCCUCCAAUUUUUGGAUUCGAACGGAAGAGCAUUCUGCAAAACAUACAGAAAUGGUCGACUGCAUCACCAACAUGUACUCCCAAGCUUCAAAAUUAGAAGGCAUCAUUGUAAAACCUGUCCAAAGACAGCUGUGCUGUGCCAAGUUCAAGGAUGAUGCAUACUACCGGGCUGAAAUUGUGUCCGUUGAUAAAAAGAAGGUGACAUUAUACUUUCUGGAUCAUGGAAAUACAGAUGUGGUAGACUUGUAUGAUGUCAAGGAAUUGCCUGCUGAAUUCAGAGACCUGCCAGCCCUGGCAAAUAGGUGCUGUGUUGCUGACAUCUAUCCAUUAAAGGAUACCUGGAGUCAUGAUUCCAUCUUGGCCUUUAAAGUAGCUGUAUUUGAUAAGAAGCUUGUUAUCUGUGUGGUAGCCAAAGAAGCUGAGAAAUACACUAUUGAGGUUCUGGACCAAUCCAGGAUCGAAGAGAGAAGUGUGGGUAGACUAUUGUGGAACGCAGGAUAUGUAAAUUACGAAGAACUUGAACCAGCUGUCCAGUUACCUAAUGUCGUAAAAGCGGUUGGUGUUGAAUUUGGACAGACUGCAUUGAGCCAGGCUACUGUCAAUCAAGUAUCUUCAAAAGCAAACCAAGAAAUUACUGUCGCUCCUCAAAGUGAAGAUAAUACGGAAGAACUGCAUUACUCCCCGUUUGAAGAACAGUUGUUUGAACCAGGUGCGAGAAUUGAGGUGGUGGUCUCCUAUGUAGAGAACCCUGGCUUGUUUUGGUGUCAAAAUUUAGCCUACCUAUCAGAACUGUCUGCCCUAAUGAAAGUCAUACAGACCCAUUGCUUGUGUGAAGAGCGUCCAUAUGAGAGUGGUGAUCUUGCUUGUCUUGCACAAUGUCCAGAUAAUGGAAUAUGGUACAGGGCCUUUAUCACUGAGAUCCCAAGUAGUAUUUCCAAGGCAGCUCGUGUGGAAGUGCUAUAUGUUGACUACGGAAACAAAGAUAAUGUCCCUGUAGCAAAUCUCCGUGCAAUUAAGAGCGACUUCUUCCAUUUAAAAGCCCAAGCCUUCAAGUGUAGUGUCUACAACCUUGUUACCCCAAUAGGUAGCAAUCCUUUUUAUUGGGAUGUUUACGCUACUAAGGUUUUUCAUGAGUUUGUCCGUGAAGCCUCCAAGUCUGAAUUCCACUGCACAGUUUUUGCGGUUGCAUCACUGGAUAAAAUGUUAUUUAAUAUUGUAGAUUUGUCCAGUCCUUUUUCCAGUUUAUGUGAUACAUUGGUCAAGAGAGGAUUUGCAACUCGCCAGCUUAACAAAACUCUGGCACUAUCUGUGCAACUUCACUCGUACUAUUAUUCAAUGCAUGGCAUUAAAACAGGAAAUGAGGAGGAAAUAUUUGUUACCCAUGUUAACCCAUCUUUGGAAUUUUACUGCCAACUUUCCAGGACUGUGGAGACUAUUGAGAAGCUUUCAUCUGCCAUAAUGAAAGUUUGCCAUAAAACUCGAUGUUUGAAAUUGCCUCAUGACUCUGGGCCUCUCUGUCUUGCAAAAUUCAGUGACCAACAGUGGUAUCGUGGCUUUAUUCGCUCUGACAAACAGGCCACAGCUGAAGUAUUCUUUGUUGAUUUUGGGAACGUUGAAAGAGUGGCUAAAGAAGACGUCCUACCAAUUACUAGUAAUGAACAUGAUCUUAUGUUUUUACCAAUGCAAGCAAUAAAAUGCUCCUUGCCGGACAUUCCAUCUAAUGUUCCAGGUGAAGUUGUGUCUUGGUUUGAGAAGGCUGUACUGUGCAAAGCUUUAAGGGCACUGGUCGUGGCCAAAGAUGCUGAUGGGAAGUUAUCAGUUGAGCUGUACGAUGGUUCUCAACAGAUCAAUGCAACUAUUAAAAGUAAACUUGGCUUGAGAGUGCCUAAAAUUGCAUCAAAUGCUCAAGAGACCAUUUCAAAGCAGAUUGAAGCAAGAAUGCCACUAAUUAAUGUGGACACCAAAGAGAGUAAGGUUAAUUCUAGUAAGGUUAAUGAGUAUAAUUAUACCAUGCAUUCUGAAAUGGGUACAGCAGUGCAAAAGACUGACAGAGGUUACCCAAGGUAUCAAGCAUCUGCUGAGCGUGAAGUUGUAAACAAAGAUUACACUGCUCCAAGGUUUCAAGAUUUCAGUUUAGAAAAACCAUUCAAUAAUGUUGACGCCAGGGAGAGAAAAAGUAACAGGCAAGUUCUACUGCCGAGAGAGUCCAAUAAUGCUGUCAAUUUUGAAAAGCCAACAGCAGCUUACCCCCAAAAAGGACCUGGCACGCAUGGAGUGGAAAACAAAGAUUACACUGCUGCAAGGUUUCAAGAGCUCAAUUCACAAAAGAAAGAAUCCAUGAAUAUUCGGAGAGAUCUACCCAGUAGCUCAUACCAAGAAAGAACAGUGGGUCGAGAUACCAUGCCAAUUGUCCACAAGUGCCCUGCAGAGAGACCAUCCACAUUUGGUCCAUCCAGUAGCUCAUACCAAGAAAGAACAGUGGGCCGAGAUACCAUGCCAAUUGUCAACAAGUCCUCUGCAGAUAGACCAUCUACAUUUACAGAUAAACACAGCUCUUUCUCAAAAUCCCCUCUAACGAAGUUCAGUGAAAUGCCCAGGAGGCAAAUCUUCCCCGGGAUAAAGAUGCCCGUAUACAUUUCGCACUUAAACACUGUAUUUGACUUCUAUGUGCAGUUUGCAGAGGACAGCCAACUUGAUGAGAUUUCAGCACUGUUAAAUGACGAUCGGAGCACGUUUGAGGUCCUUGCUGAAAAAGAUAUCAAUGUAGGAGACGUUGUUUGUGCUUAUUUUGCAGACGAUGAGCUCUAUUAUCGUGCAGUGGUGACUGGAAAAAGCAUACAAGGUUUAAAUGUGCAGUACAUAGACUAUGGCAACACUGCAGUAAUCUCCAACUGUACAACCUAUAGACUUACCCUUAAACUGUGCUCUUUACCUAUAAUGAGUGUUCGAUGCUCUUUAAGCAGACCGGCUGGUGUGGAUCCCACGCCCAGCAUGGACGACUUGCUAAAUGAAUUUUCUAAGCGGACCAGUGACUUCCAGUUAGAUUGCAAGUUUGUGAAACAGUAUGAUCUUAAGUGGGAUGUAAUGCUUAAUGACGAACGUGGAUGUAUUAAUGACUUGCUUGCCUCAUCUGGUCGACACUCGUUAGAGGAACAUAUUAAGAAAGAGGUGGGUGAAAUUACCACUGAAGAGAAACCUGAAGAGGAAAAUGUUCUAUCUAUUAAGUCUUUCAAAUGGAACCUGCCGCUGCCUGGUAAAACGGUGACUGUUUAUGCUAGUGCUGUGGAUAGCCCUGAAUAUUUCUGGUGUCAAUUAUCAACUGCAGAUAUUGACUCCCUGGCUGUAAGAGUGCAGGAGGCAGGAGAACAGUCUAUUAAAGAUGAAGAAUUCAUCGCAGCAAUUCAGAUUGGCAACUCUUGCAACGUGAUGUAUAGCGAGGAUGAAAACUGGUACAGGGCCAUCGUUACCAAACUCGAGGCUGAUCUUGUGACCGUAAGGUUUAUAGACUAUGGUAACGAAGACAGUGUUAGUGUGGAUCAAAUACGACAGCUCUCAGACACACUACUUGAAAUCCCCGCUCAAGCAUUCCCGUGCUGCCUCGCAGGUUUUAAUUCUAAAGCCGGAACUUGGACUUCAGAGGGAAGACAUUUUUUCUAUGACAAAGUUUCAGAAGAUCUGUUGCAGAUAACUGUUCUUGAAGUUCAUGACAAGCCACACCUGAUCCCUCUGGCAUUUGUAAGCAUUAAGUAUAAUGACAUUGACUUUAAUGAGGAAAUGAUAUGUUUUUGGAAAACAGAAGAUACAAUCUUUACUGAAACUGGUCUUGAAGAUGUAAUUAAAGAGGAUUUAGAAGAUCAGCCACCCACUGAAGGCUUCGGUGAAUCACCUGCUACCAGCUUACAAAUCAGUAAUGAAGAUUUACAGUGUGACAAAAUCUGCCCCUCUCCUGGUGAUGAGAACACACAAAGUAGCACAGAUGGGGUGAAAGAAGCAUCAGACUUGCUUCAUUCGAUGCAAAUAGACAUGGCCACACCAGGCUCGGGACCUUCUGUUGAGGGCAGCGCUCUCCAUGAUACUGAGGACUAUGGUUCAAGUUGCCUGGAUAACGGAGACGACAUGGGAGACUUGUCUUCAAAUAUUCCUGCGCAAGCCGCAAGAGAGCGAGAUACAUCCAAUGAUCCGGAUUACGCUGAGAUCACUUCUUCACUUUGUCAAGAAUCGCGGAAUAAUUCUGAGUCUCUGGAGAAUCUGAUUCUUCAGUUCAGUGAGAAAUUGAUUCUGCGUAACCAAGAGGCAGUGUCUGAGGAUUCUACACAGCAAGUUAUGGGAGAUAUGUUUGCAGCGUUGCCUAGGUCACACAGCCGGGACCCACAACGUCACUUCUGCCGGAUGGACUGUUCGCGGAAGUGGACGGACGAAGCCGCAGGCGGCGUGGCUGAGGAGAACACUGGUGGGGUUGGAAAGGAAAGAGACAAGGAUUUGGCUUGUGAAGACUCUAUGGAAAAUGAAGAAAAGGUUGUGGAAAGGGGAAUAACCAUUAAAGGCAUCCUGGAAAGCAUAGAAUCUGCAGGUGGCGAAGACACCAUAGAGAGCAAAGAGGCUGUAGCUAGCAAAUGCACCCUAAAAAAAGAAGCUGACACCCUGGAGAGCAAGAAGGUUGUAGCUGUUGAAUUCACACUUGAAAAGAAAGGGGGAGUAGCUGUCAAAGGCACCCUAGAGAGUAAAGAGACUGUAGCUGGUGUAGACAUUUUUGAGAGCAUAGAAGCUGUAGAUGAGAUAAGGAGCCUGGAGAGUCAGGAGUCUUUAGCUGUUGAAUGCUCCCUAGAGAGUAUAGAGGGUUUAGCAGAGGAAAGAAGCCUGAAAAGCCAAGAAGUUGUGGCUAGUGAAGACAUCUUGGAGUACGAAGAGGCUGUCUCAGACAAAGACACCCAGGAGAAGGAAGCUGCUGUAGUUGGUGAAGGCAGCCUGGAGAGUAAAGCCACUGUAGUUUGUGAAGGCACCCUGGAGAGUCAAAAAGCUGUGAUUGUUGAAGACACCAUGGAGAGUCAAGAGACACUAACUGAUGAAGACAGCCUGGAGUAUGAAGAUGCUGUAGCUGACGAAGACAGACUGGAGUACAAAGAGGCUGUAACUGGUGAAGACAUACUGGAGUAUGAAGAUGCUGUAACUGGCGAAGACAGCCUGGAGUACAAAGAGGCUGUAGCUUGCAAAGACAUCCUGGAGUAUAAAGAGGAUGUAUCUGCCAUUCGUACCCUGGAAAGCAAAGAAGUAGCUGGCGGAGGCACUCUGGAGAGUGUAGAAGCUGUAGCUGGAGAAUGCACCGUUGAGAGCAAAAAGGUAAUAGCUGGUGAAUGCUCCUUUAAGAGCAAAGAGGUUGUAGCUAGGGAAAUUGAUGUUGAAAUUAAAGAUACUAAUGAAGCAGUUAUGGACAGCAAAGAGACUGUACCUAAUGAGGAUGUAAUGGAUGGCAAAGAGGAUAUAACUAACGAAGAUGUCAUGGAAAGCAAAGAGGAUGUAGCUAGCGAAGAUGUCAUGGAAAGCAAAGAGGAUGUAGCUAGUGACGAUAUUAUGGAAAGCAAAGAGGAUGUAGCUAGCGACGAUGUAAUGGAGAGCAAAGGGGCUGUAACUAGUGACGAUGUAAUAGAGAGCAAAGAGGAGGUAGCUAGUGACAAUGUAAUGGAAAGCAAAGAGGAUGUAGCUAGCGACAAUAUUGUGGAAAGCAAAGAGGAUAUAACGAACGAAGAUGUCAUGAAAAGGAAAGAGGAUAUAGCUGGCAAAGAUGUCACUGAAAGCAAAGAGGAUAUAAUGAACGAAGAUGUCAUGGAAAGCAAAGCGGAUGUAGCUAUUGACAAUAUCAUGGAAACCAAAGAGGCUGUAGCUAGCGACGAUAUCGUGAAAAACAAAGAGACUGUAGCUAGCGAUGUCUUGGAAAGCAAAGAGACUGUAGCUAGCGAAGAUGUCAUGGAAACCAAAGAGACUGUCGCUAGCGACGAUAUUAUGGAAAGCAAAGAAGAUGUAGCUAUUGAAGAUGUAAUGGAAAUCAAAGAGGAUGUAGCUAGCGACGAUAUUGUGGAAAGCAAAGAGACUAUAGCUAACGACUAUAUCCUAGAAAGCAAAGAGGAUAUAACGAAUGAAGAUGUCAUGAAAAGCGAAGAGGAUGUAGCUAUCGACAAUAUUAUGGAAACCAAAGAGCCUGUAGCUAGCGACGAUGUAAUGGAAAGCAAAGAGUAUGUAGCUAGUGACGAUAUCGUAGAAACCAAAGAGGAUGUAGCUAGCGAUGAUGUAUUGGAAAGCAAAGAGCAUGUAGCUUACAACAAUGAUAUGGAAAGCAAAGAGGAUAUAACUAUGGACGAUGUCAUGGAAAGCAAAGAGACUGUAGUUAGCAAUGACACCAUGGGAAGCAAAGAGGCUGUAGCUUGCGACGAUAUCAUGAAAAGCAAAGAGUAUAUAACUAACGAAGGUGUCAUAGAAAGCAAAGAGACUGUAGCUAGCGAAGAUGUCAUGGAAAGCAAAGAGACUGUAGCUUGCAAAGAGGAUGUAGAUAGCGACGAUAUCGUGGAAAGCACAGAGACUGUAGCUAGUGAUUUCUUGGAAAGCAAAGAGACUGUCGCUAGCGACGAUAUUAUGGAAAGCAAAGAUGAUGUAGCUAGUGAAGAUGUAAUGGAAACCAAAGAGGAUAUAGCUAGCAGCAAUAUCGUGGAAAGCAAAGAGACUGUAGCUAGCAAUGAUAUCUUGGAAAGCAAAGAGACUGUAGGUAGUGAAGAUGUCAUGGAAAGCAAAGAGACUGUAGCUAGCGAAGAUGCCAUGGAAAACAAAGAGACUGUCGCUGGCGACGAUAUUAUGGAAAGCAAAGAAGAUGUAGCUAGUGAAGAUGUAAUGGAAACCAAAGAGGAUGUAGCAAGCGACGAUAUCGUGAAAAUCAAAGAGGCUAUAGCUAACGACGAUAUCAUGGAAAGAGCUAACGACGAUAUCGUGGAAAGCAAAGAGGAUCUAACUAACAUGGAAAGCAAAGAGAAUGUAGCUAGCGAAGAUGUCACUGAAAGCAAAGAAGAUACAACGAACGAAGAUGUCAUGGAAAGCAAAGAGUAUGUAGCUAUCGACGAUAUGGAAACCAAAGAGGCUGUAGCUAGCGACGAUAUCGUGGAAAGCAAAGAGACUGUAGGUAGCGAAGAUGUCAUGGAAAGCAAAGAGACUGUCGCUGGCGACGAUAUCAUGGAAAGCAAAGAAGAUGUAGCUAGUGAAGAUGUAAUGGAAACCAAAGAGGAUGUAGCUAGCGGUGAUAUCUUGGAAAGCAAAGAGACUGUAGGUAGUGAAGAUGUCAUGGAAAGCAAAGAGACUGUAGCUAGCGGUGAUAUCUUGGAAAGCAAAGAGACUGUAGGUAGUGAAGAUGUCAUGGAAAGCAAAGAGACUGUCGCUGGCGACGAUAUUAUGGAAAGCAAAGAAGAUGUAGCUAGUGAAGAUGUAAUGGAAACCAAAGAGGAUGUAGCAAGCGACGAUAUCGUGAAAAUCAAAGAGGCUAUAGCUAACGACGAUAUCCUGGAAAGCGCUAACGACGAUAUCAUGGAAAGCAAAGAGGAUCUAACUAACAUGGAAAGCAAAGAGAAUGUAGCUAGCGAAGAUGUCACUGAAAGCAAAGAAGAUACAACGAACGAAGAUGUCAUGGAAAGCAAAGAGUAUGUAGCUAUCGACGAUAUGGAAACCAAAGAGGCUGUAGCUAGCGACAAUAUCGUGGAAAGCAAAGAGACUGUAGGUAGCGAAGAUGUCAUGGAAAGCAAAGAGACUGUAGGUAGCGAAGAUGUCAUGGAAAGCAAAGAGACUGUCGCUGGCGACGAUAUCAUGGAAAGCAAAGAGACUAUAGAUAUCAACGAUAUCCUGGAACGCAAAGAGGAUAUUACUAACGAAGAUGUCAUGGAAAGCAAAGAUGAUGUAGCUCGCAAAGAGGAUAUAGCUAGCAGCUAUAUUGUGGAAAGCAAAGAGACUGUAGCUAGCGGUGAUAUCUUGGAAUGCAAAGAGACUGUAUGUAGUGAAGAUGUCAUGGAAAGCAAAGAGACUGUAGCUAGCGAAGAUGUCAUGGAAAGCAAAGAGACUGUCGCUGGCGACGAUAUCAUGGAAAGCAAAGAAGAUGUAGCUAGUGAAGAUGUAAUGGAAACCAAAGAGGAUGUAGCAAGGGACGAUAUCGUUGAAAUCAAAGAGACUAUAGCUAACUACGAUAUCCUGGAAAGCAAAGAGAAUGUAGCUAGCGACGAUGUCAUGGAAAGCAAAGAGGAUAUAACUAACAUGGAAAGCAAAGAGAAUGUAGCUAGCGUAGAUGUCAGUGAAAGCAAAGAGGAUACAACGAACGAAUAUGUCAUGGAAAGCAAAAAGGAUGUAGCUAUCGAUGAUAUCAUGGAAACCAAAGAGGCUGUAGCUAGCGACGAUAUCGUGGAAAGCAAAGAGACUAUAGCUAGCGAUAUCUUGGAAAGCAAAGAGACUGUAGGUAGCGAAGAUGUCAUGGAAAGCAAGGAGACUGUCGCUGGCGACGAUAUCAUGGAAAGCAAAGAAGAUGUAGCUAGUGAAGAUGUAAUGGAAACCAAAGAGGAUGUAGCAAGCGACGAUAUCGUGGAAAUCAAAGAGACUAUAGCUAACGACGAUAUCCUGGAAAGCAAAGAGAAUGUAGCUAGCGACGAUAUCGUGGAAAGCAAAGAGGAUCUAACUAACAUGGAAAGCAAAGAGAAUGUAGCUAGUGAAGAUGUCACUGAAAGCAAAGAGGAUACAACGAACGAAGAUGUUGUGGAAAGCAAAGAGGCUGUAGCUAGCGACGAUAUCCUGGAAAGCAAAGAGAAUGUAGCUAGCGAAGGUGUCACUGUAAGCAAAGAGGCUAUAACUAACAAAGAUGUCAUGGAAAGCAAAGAGGAUGUAGCUAUCGACGAUAUCAUUGAAAUCAAAGAGGCUAUAGCUAGUGACGUUAUCGUGGGAAGCAAAGAGGAUAUAACGAACAUGGAAAGCAAAGAGAAUGUUGCUAGCGAAGAUGUGACUAAAAGCAAAGAGGAUACAACUAACGAAGAUGUCAUGGAAAGCAAAGAGGAUGUAGCUAUUGACGAUAUCAUGGGAACCAAAGAGGAUGUAGCUAGCGACGAUAUCGUGGAAAGCAAAGAGACUGUAGCUAGCGAAGAUGUCAUGGAAAGCAAAGAGACUGUUGAUAGCGAUGAUGUAACGGAAACCAAAGAGACUGUAGAUCGUGACGAUAUUGUGGAAAGCAAACAGUAUAUAAUUAACGAAGAUGUCAUGGAAAGCAAAGAGGAUGUAACUAGCAGCGAUAAGGAAAGCAAAGAGGAUGUAGCUAGCAACGAUGAUAUGCAAAGCAAAGAGGAUAUAACUAACGAAGAUGUCAUGGAAAGCAAAGAGACUGUAACUAGCGAAGAUGUCAUGGAAAGCAAAGAGGAUGUAGCUAGCAGUGAUGUAGCUAGCAGUGAUUUCAUGGAAAGCAAAGAGACGGUAGCUAGCGAAGAUGUCAUGGAAAGCAAAGAGGAUGUAGCUAGCAGUGAUUUCAUGGAAAGCAAAGAGACCGUAGCUAGCGAAGAUGUCAUGGAAAGCAAAGAGGAUGUAGCAAGUGACGAUGUCAUGGAAACUAGAGAGGAUAUUGCUGGCAACAAUCCCAUGAAAAGCAGAGAGUUUAUAACUAACGAAGAUGUCAUGGAAAGCAAAAAGGAUGUAGCUAGUGACGAUAUCGUGGAAAGCAAAGAGACUAUAGCUAGCGAUGAUGUAAUGAAAACCAAAGAUACUGUAGCUAGUGACGAUAUCAUGAAAAGCAAAGAGACUGUAGCUAGCGACGAUAUCAUGAAAAGCAAAGAGGAUGUAGCUAGCGACAAUGUAAUGGAAACCAAAGAGGAUGUAACUAGUGACGAUAUCAUGGAAAGCAAAGAGACUGUAGCUAGCGACGAUAUCAUGAAAAGCAAAGAGGAUGUAGCUAGCGACGAUGUAAUGGAAACCAAAGAGCAUGUAGCUAGCGACAAUAUCGUGGAAAGCAAAGAUACUGUAGCUAGUGAAGAUGUCAUGGAAAGCAAAGAUGCUGUCGCUUGCAAUGUUGUGGAAGUGAUUAAAGCUGUAGCUGGUGAACACUUAGAGAAACAUGAAGAGACUGUAACUAACCAAGGUGAAACCGUGAAGAAAGACUGGGUCCUUACCAGCAUUGGUGUCUACGAGCUGCUCGAUGUACAACAGGCGUCAGAACAAGAGCAUGAAGUACCAGAGGACCAGGUGCAAGAGGUCUGUAGAAUCAGUGUCCGGAAGACUUCCAAAAGUCAUGAUGUGAAAGUCACAGCCCCUAAUAUGUCGGGAAUAGCAGACUAUGCAGAUCAUUCAGAACACAGCACUGAUGAUGAGCAGCAGACUGUGCGCCUACCAGAAAUUGUUGAUGUGAGCCGUCUCAAAAAUACAGAGAGCUUCUUGGUGUACAGAGAGUGCCCGGUGUUAAUAUCGAGCACUGACAGUGUGUACGAGAGUGACGUCGGCGAGCCGCCUGCUGAGGUGGACAGCGUGGAGAGUGAAGUUCCAUUGGACAUCUUUGAAGAGCGAUUCGGGAGUGAGUGCUUUGCGGCAAGCACUAUGGACCGGGGAGAUGUCACUAUACAAGACGUGCCUGAGUGUGAAGGGGACACCUCUUGUGUGACCGUUACUGAGGAUACAUGCGAGACUGAUACGGAUGAAUGUCAUCCUGAGACUGCCGCUCUAGGAGACCCGGGAAAUAAAGCUCCUGACUGCCAGUCAGACGUUCCCAAGAGUUCCCUGGUUGCAGCAUUUCUGCCUGUGACUGAUGACGAGGAUUGUCCUGGAGAGAUGGGAACCGGCCCAGAUCCAUGAAGUUGGUGGCCAUCUGUUCUGCUGGGAAAAAAUAUUCCGCCUUUGCCUCUCUCUCAAAUUAUUUUUAAUUAGCAAAAAGUUGCAGCGUCUUCUAUUUACUGAACCUUCUGUUUUCCUCUUAUUAACCAGAAUGACUAUGUUUCCCAAUCAGUGCACCUUGUGGCUUUUAUUUUGCUUUACAGAAAGACCUGGUCAUGUGAGAGAUACUUGACUAUUGUAUGUGAUGUGUUGUUCAAAAACUUUAUAUAUAUAUAUAUAUAUAUAUAUAUAUAUAUAUAUAUAUAUAUAUAUAAUGUGUGUUACUGAAGGUGUAUUUUUUUCUUUUACACAUAUAUAUAUAUCCAGUGACCACUGUAUAAAUGUGUUUAUUGCUAGUAACAAAAGAAUUGGAUUUACUGCUGUCAGCGUCUACAACAAUGUGAGACAUACCUACAGAUUUGUGUAAUUAGGACAGGCUAACCUUUGCCUGGAUGUUGCCUUAAAGUGAUAUUUGAAGCACUGUACUGCUUUUUUUUUGUUUCGUGUGUAAUGAGACCAAUUGUUAUUUCACUAAAGUUGAGCUAAAUUGUU
Messenger RNA from Pseudophryne corroboree (corroboree frog), 13007 nucleotides. RefSeq names its product tudor domain containing 6 (gene TDRD6). The transcript is spliced from 13 exons. The record is from RefSeq and is a predicted model, not a curated record. The coding region runs from base 123 to 12437 and encodes 4104 amino acids. Lineage: Eukaryota; Metazoa; Chordata; Amphibia; Anura; Myobatrachidae.